This is a messenger RNA of Diabrotica balteata, 4337 nucleotides long. Lineage: Eukaryota; Metazoa; Arthropoda; Insecta; Coleoptera; Chrysomelidae. The record is from the annotation of a GenBank genome assembly.
UGCUUUUACAUGGUUCGCAUGGUGCUAACAUAUAUAUCAGUAUAUUUUAGUUGCCGCCUAUAACAACGAGUGCAUCAAUGUUUACUUAGGGUUGAGAAAAUCAGACAAUAAUAUUUGUUAAAAACGAUAACGCACUACUAAAUGCCCUAAGAUACCAAGUUUAGAGUAAACAUUAAGACGUUUGAUUCUGGUACUAUCUGCACCACGAACAUAGUGAUAAUUGAUGCCCGAUACGUCGCGACCAUGGCUAAAGAGAUUCUUAUAUUAAUUUUCUGUGUAAUUUGUGCUAAUUAUGGAGUAACUGGUAUUACCAUAAAGGACAGAAAGCAGUGUUGUGAUCUUGGUACAAAUUUUGCUAAAUCUGGAAAUGACUGCGGCAACUUCAAACCAGAGUGGGCAGGUCCUCGAUUAAGGAAUGAGAAGGCUUGUUUAAAUACUGUAGAUAUGUGUUGUAAAAAACAAAUUAGACAAAAAGACUGCCAACUGGGAACAAUUGAUGCAGUUAAUGGAGUCUCUUGUGCAGUCACUGAUGGUGUCAGAAAGGAUUGUUGUGAAGCUUGCCAGGCCGGUAUAGAUGCUUCAAGAGCUAAAGACCCUUGUACUGGUUUGGGUCUUGGUGCACCUUACGACGAUGCAUUUAAUCAAUGUUGUGAAGAUUACUCAAAGGUUACAUCUAGUACUGCAAGUACUUUAUCUACAAGUACCACCACCACAAUGAAAUCGUUUAUAGAUAAUUUUGAUACUGAUUCUGAAUCGAUUGAAAAUAUCUGUGAUUCCGAUGUGUGUGCUCAGAAAUGUGAACCAGUUGGAGAUUCGUAUAAAUGUGAUUGCUUUAAAGGCUUUAUUUUAAUGGAAGACGGUGUAUCCUGUAAACCUGAGAAGCGGGUUCUUAAAAAAGGAGGAAGAUGUGAACUAUUUAACCCCUGUGACCACGAUUGUACAGAUACAGGUACAGCAAUCAAAUGCUCAUGUAGGGAAGGAUAUCAGUUAUCAGAAGAUAAUAGGACUUGUAAAGAUAUUGAUGAAUGUGCACUAAAUAUCCACGAUUGUACAUCAAUUGAUGACUGCAUAAAUGAAAUAGGAUCUUACUCUUGCUAUGACCCAAUCUUGGAUAACGAAACUAUAGAAUAUGAAAAUAAAUGUCCAAAUGGAUAUCAAUACAAUUUUGAAAAACAACUUUGUGAUGAUAUAGACGAAUGUCAAAUUAAAUUAAUAUGUCUACCUCCAAAAGUCUGUAAAAACACCAUAGGAUCCUAUACAUGUGAAGUGGAAGAAGACACACCACUUUGUCCACCAGGUUUUCACUAUAAGGCUGCUACAGAAGCUUGUGCAGAUAUUGAUGAAUGUCUAACGGGCGAAAACGAUUGUAAUAAAGAAUCUCAGUUUUGUUUAAAUACAAAAGGAAAUUACACUUGUGUAGAUAAAGCUUCUAGAAAUACGUGUCCUCCUGGUUUUAAAAUGAAUACUGUAGUUCAACAAUGUGAAGAUAUAAAUGAGUGUGAAGAGGAAGAAAAUUUAUGUGCUCAGAACGAGAAAUGUGUCAACGAACCUGGAGGUCAUACAUGCGUUCCGCAAGACAACUCGGGCUCUAUUCCUACUUCUAAAGUUAUACCAACAACACGUCCAACAACUACAACUUCCACUACCCAGUCUACUUCCACAACGCAAAAAGUUAUAUGCCCUACAGGAUACAGUUAUGUUCAAGAAACACACCUAUGUGCAGACAUUAAUGAGUGUCAGGUGGGACUACACAAUUGUAAAGUAGCAGAAAGAUGUGAUAAUACGAUCGGAUCUUUUCACUGUUCCCGUAUAUUUGGAUGUGGAACAGGAUAUACCUUAAAUUCUGCCAAUGGUCUUUGCGAAGAUGAUGAUGAGUGUAUAUUAGGUACGCACAAUUGCCGGAAAUUGGGACCAAAUUUCAAGUGCCGAAACACUUUUGGAUCUUACAGGUGUGAACCCACAAGGCCAUACUACCAGAACCCUUCUCCUUUAGAUAAAAUGAGGCCAUUGGCUCCUUAUCAACCCAAUAUUCCACCUAGUACCAAUCCAACAACUACUGUAAAUGCCGCUGCACAUACUCCUGACGAUAAGAAUCCUACUUACGAACUACCAUUUAUCUCAUCAAAAUACUAUACAGUACAAACAACACCUAGUACAAAAUUUACUGAACAGUCGAAACCUUCGUAUGCUCAAGAUCCACGGGCCUUACCCGGAAGCAUUACUCCUUUGGAUAGACCCCGAUCUAAUAUUACUCAAAAUUCUGGAACUAUAUUUCCUAUUGGUAGGUUUACUACCCUUAGUACAUCUACAGUUAACACUCCUAGAUCUACAUAUCCUUCACCAAAAAUAUACACCGCGAAUACCGAAGAUGAUGGUACUUUGCCUUAUUAUUCUCCCAGACUCACUAGUCCUACAACCAGUCCUAGCACAACCACUACCACUGUCACUUAUGGAUACCCCAACUGGCCUACUCGUGAAAAUCCUUACUAUCCUAUAAUAAGUGGACAACAAAAGAAAUGCUUGCCAGGGUAUAGAAUGAAUUAUAGAGGUCAAUGUGAAGAUAUUGACGAAUGCGAAAGUAACCCAUGUGGACGGUUUGAAAAAUGUAUAAAUUACAAAGGUCGAUAUGAUUGUAUUCCUCCAAUUCAAUGCAAGCUGGGUUACGAGCUGAAUGAAUCUGGAGACCAAUGCAUAGAUGUCAAUGAAUGUGCCAGAGGUAUUCACAAAUGUUUAUCAACACAAAUCUGUAAAAACUAUGUCGGCUAUUAUACCUGUGAAUGUCCACCAGGUCACCAUCUGGACAAAAUUACAAAUCAAUGUGAAGAUCUUGACGAAUGUAAAAUGUUUAGACCUUGUCGAGUUUCAUCUUCUACGUGCAUAAACUUAAAGGGAUCAUUCAGGUGUGACUGCAAGGAGGGCUUCCAACGCAAAUCACCCAGCGAAUGUGAAGAUAUAAAUGAAUGUGUCCGAGAUCCUGGAUUGUGUGAACAUAACUGUGUAAAUAUUUGGGGAUCCUAUAGAUGCAGCUGCAACCAAGGCUUCACUCUGAAUACAGAUAACAGAACCUGUACCGAUAUUGAUGAAUGUGAAAGAUUUAAAGAUAGAAGACUAUGUAUAGGCAGUUGCAAAAAUGUACCUGGUAGCUACCGAUGCGAAUGUCCCCCAGGCUAUAAACUAGGGAGUGAUGGACGCGUUUGUAUAGAUAUCGAUGAAUGUCAGCAAAACGUAUGCCUUUCAGAGGAAGUGUGCUUAAAUACCAGAGGAGCGUUUAAGUGUUACAGUAUCAAAUGUCCUGCUAACUAUAUUAAAGACACUGAGCACAAAUCGAGGUGUAAGCGCAUACAAUCUUUUUGCGACCCAAGGGACUACGAGUGUCUCUUGUUGCCGGAGCAGUAUACAUACCAAUAUAUAACCCUGGUAUCAAAUCUACCUCUUACUCAUGGACACAUCAACCUCUUCCGGAUUAAGGGUCCAGAAUGGUACGCAUCCCGAGCGGAGUUUACUCUUAAGCUAUUAGAUGUUAUCUGUCCAAACAACAUCGAACAAGUGAAUGAAAUGUAUUUUAAGAAAGUCCAUGACCAGUUUAAUAGUAUGGUUUUAUAUCUAGUGAAACCUAUAGCAGGUCCUCAAGAAAUCAAGUUGCAAAUAGAGAUGCGCCUUUUCCAGGGAAAUAUUAUUAUUGGAAAUGUUGUUGUAUACAUUAUUAUAGUAGUAUCUGAAUUUCCAUUUUAAGUUCGUUUCUUGUUACUUUUUUUCAGUGGUAUGUAAAAUAUUGUAGAAUGAUUCUGCGUUUAUGUUUCCUUCGAUUCAAAUAUUUUUAAUGUGUUUUGAUUCAUUAAUUAUAUCAUCAAUGAUCAUUAAAUGUUCAUCCAUUAUCCCAGUUAGAUUUAGUUUAUAUAGUCUUCUAAAGUUUUACUUAUUUUUAUGUUGAUAGUGUACAGCUCAUGGUACCUGUUGACAACAGUCUAGCAUUUACUUUAAUCCAUUGGCAUUAAAAAACUGUGUUUUAUGUUUCUUUCACCUACCCCUCACUUUUAUAUUUAAAAGUGAAUUGAGGAUUUGUCCAUUAUUAGAACUCUCUACUAAGAAGAACGCUUUAGUUUUAAAGAAGAGUUUAUUUAUAAACUCAUAAAAUAUCAUCCAAACUAGCAUUUUUAAUUGAUGUUUUUGGAAAAAUAUGUUACUUAAAACAUUCUAUUUUCUGCAAAAAUUUGAUAAUUUGUUUUGUCUACUUAAUAAAUCAAAUAGUACUACUAUAAUAUCGAAUUGGAAUUGUUAGGGACUUUUAGGAUUUAAUUACUUUUGGGUAUUUCUAACAAUAAAUAUGUAUGUACACG